AAUUGCCCAGAAUGGAAAACUCUACCUACCAGGGAAAUUAUACUUCCAGAGAAAUGCUAGGGUGAAAAACAGGGUAAACUAACAGUACAAAGUUAAUACGCUAUUAAUCAUAGUCAUUCUUUGUGACAUCUAUUAGAGAAUGCUAGGGUUGCUGGUGUCUGGAGACCGUUCGUGCUGAGUGAUAUGACCAUUCCUAGAGGUACUUUCCUUUUGCCCCAGAAUCAGGGAAUCCUGAGUGCAGCCCAUGAGGCCCUCCUCAACCAAGUGAAUGAGCUCAGGGCAGAGCUGAAGGAAGAAAGCAAGAAGGCUGUGAGCUUGAAGAGCCAACUGGAGGAUGUGUCUAUCUUGCAGAUGACUCUGAAGGAGUUUCAGGAGAGAGUUGAAGAUUUGGAAAAAGAACGAAAAUUGCUGAAUGACAAUUAUGACAAACUCUUAGAAAACAUGCUGGACAGCAGUAGUCAGCCCCACUGGAGCAACGAGCUCAUAGCAGAACAGCUGCAGCAGCAAGUCUCUCAGCUGCAGGAUCAGCUGGAUACUGAGCUGGAGGAGAAGAGAAAAAUUUUACUUGAGCUGUCCAGGGAGAAAGCCCAAAAUGAGGAUCUGAAGCUUGAAGUCACCAACAUACUUCAGAAGCAUAAACAGGAAGUAGAGCUCCUCCAAAAGGCAGCCACAAUUUCCCAACCUCCUGACAGCCAAUCUGAAGCAGCCACUCACCCAGCUGUGUUGCAAGAGAAUACUCAGAUCGAGCCAAGUGAACCCAACAACCAAGAAGAAAAGAAACUGUCCCAGGUGCUAAAUGAGUUGCAAGUUUCACAUGCGGAGACCACAUUGGAACUAGAAAAGACCAGGGACAUGCUUAUUCUGCAGCGCAAAAUCAACGAGUGUUAUCAGGAGGAACUGGAGACAAUGAUGACAAAAGCUGACAAUGAUAAUAGAGAUCACAAAGAAAAGCUGGAGAGGUUGACUCGAUUACUAGACCUCAAGAAUAACCGUAUCAAGCAACUGGAAGAACAGCUCAAAGAUGUUGCUUAUGGCACCCGACAGUUGCCAUUAUGUUUGGAAACACUGCCAGCCCAUGGAGAUGAGGACAAAGUGGAUAUUUCUCUGCUGCAUCAGGGUGAGAAUCUUUUUGAACUGCACAUCCACCAGGCCUUCCUGACAUCUGCCGCCCUAGCUCAAGCUGGAGAUACCCAACCUACCACUUUCUGCACCUAUUCCUUCUAUGACUUUGAAACCCAUUGUACCCCGUUAUCUGUGGGGCCACAGCCCCUCUAUGACUUCACCUCCCAGUAUGUGAUGGAGACAGAUUCCCUUUUCUUACACUACCUUCAAGAGGCUUCAGCCCGGCUUGAUCUACACCAGGCUGUGGCCAGUGAACACAACACUCUUGCUGCAGGAUGGAUUUGCUUUGACAGGGUGCUAGAGACUGUGGAGAAAGUCCAUGGCUUGGCCACACUGAUUGGAGCUGGUGGAGAAGAGUUCGGGGUUCUAGAGUACUGGAUGAGGCUGCGUUUCCCCAUAAAACCCAGCCUACAGGCAUGCAAUAAACGAAAGAAAGCCCAGGUCUACCUGUCAACCAAUGUGCUUGGAGGCCGGAAGGCCCAGGAAGAUGAGUUCAGAUUGGAGUCUUGGGAACCUCAGAACGAGCUGCAGAUUGAAAUCACCAAGUGCUGUGGCCUCCGGAGUCGAUGGCUGGGAACUCAACCCAGUCCAUAUGCUGUGUACCGCUUCUUCACCUUUUCUGACCAUGACACUGCCAUCAUUCCAGCUAGUAACAACCCCUACUUUAGAGACCAGGCUCGAUUCCCGGUGCUUGUGACCUCUGACCUGGACCAAUAUCUGAGACGGGAGGCUCUGUCUAUACAUGUUUUUGAUGAUGAAGACUUAGAGCCUGGCUCAUAUCUUGGCCGAGCCCAAGUGCCUUUACUGCCUCUUGCAAAAAAUGAAUCUAUCAAAGGUGAUUUUAACCUCACUGACCCGGCAGAGAAACCCAACGGGUCUAUUCAAGUGCAACUGAAUUGGAAGUUUCCCUAUAUACCCCCUGAGAGUUUCCUGAAACCAGAAGCUCAGACUAAGGGGAAGGAUACCAAGGACAGUUCAAAGAUCUCAUCUGAAGAGGAAAAGGCUUCAUUUCCUUCCCAGGACCAGAUGGUACCUCCUGGGGUUCCCGUUGAAGCUGGUAAGUAUCAAGCAAGGCGAAAACCUCCUCAUGGGGGAGAAAGAAAGGAAAAGGAGCACCAGGUUGUGAGCUACUCAAGAAGAAAACAUGGCAAAAGAAUAGGCGUUCAAGGGAAGAAUAGAAUGGAGUAUCUUAGCCUUAACAUCUUAAAUGGAAAUACACCAGAGCAGGUGAAUUACACUGAGUGGAAGUUCUCAGAGGCUUAUAGCUCCAUAGGUGAUGGCUUUAAAAAUCAGCACGAGGAAGAGGAAAUGACAUUAUCCCAUUCAGCACUGAAACAGAAAGAACCUCUACAUCCUGUAAAUGCAGAUAAAGAAUCCUCUGAACAAGGUUCUGAAGUCAGUGAAGCACAAACUACAGACAGUGAUGACGUCAUAGUGCCACCCAUGUCUCAGAAAUAUAAGGCAGAUUCAGAGAAGAUGUGCAUUGAAAUUGUCUCCCUGGCCUUCUACCCAGAGGCAGAAGUAAUGUCUGAUGAGAACAUAAAACAGGUGUACGUGGAGUACAAAUUCUACGACCUACCCUUGUCGGAGACAGAGACUCCAGUAUCCCUAAGGAAGCCUAGGGCAGGAGAAGAAAUCUACUUUCACUUUAGCAAGGUAAUAGACCUGGACCCACAGGAGCAGCAAGACCGAAGGCAGUUUCUGUUCGACAUGCUGAAUGGACAAGAUCCUGAUCAAGGACAUUUAAAGUUUACAGUGGUAAGUGAUCCUCUGGAUGAAGAAAAGAAAGAAUGUGAAGAAGUAGGAUAUGCAUAUCUUAAACUGUGGCAGAUCCUGGAGUCAGGAAGAGAUAUUCUAGAGCAACAGCUAGACAUUGUUAGCCCUGAAGAUCUGGCUACCCCAAUAGGAAGGCUGAAGGUUUCCCUUCAAGCAGCUGCUGUCCUCCAUGCUAUUUACAAGGAGAUGACUGAAGAUUAGUUUUCAUGAAGGAAUAAGUGCUAUUCCAAUCUAAAAGUCUCUGAGGGAACCACAGUAAAAAAGUCUCUUAUAAAGUUAACUUGCUAUAA
Piliocolobus tephrosceles (Ugandan red Colobus) is the source of this 3188-nucleotide messenger RNA. It is a transcript of the gene RPGRIP1, whose product is annotated as RPGR interacting protein 1. The transcript is spliced from 17 exons. NCBI's taxonomy places the organism in Eukaryota, Metazoa, Chordata, Mammalia, Primates, Cercopithecidae. The coding region runs from base 184 to 3099 and encodes 971 amino acids. Gene Ontology annotation, biological process: retinal rod cell development; non-motile cilium assembly. The record is from RefSeq and is a predicted model, not a curated record. Gene Ontology annotation, cellular component: photoreceptor connecting cilium.